AUGCCUGAUAUUCGACCAAUCUGUCCGGAGCUGGCCCGCAAGGCCAGGGACGAACUGCACGAGGUACCGGAACGGCUGGACGACGAUAUCGCAGCGCUGCGUGCUUGGCUUGCCAAGUGCCCGCACAUAAAAUCCCGCACAGAUGACCAGUUUCUGGUUACUUUCCUGCGAGGUAGCAAGUACAGUUUGGAACGUGCCAAAGAAAAGCUGGACCUGUACUACAGUGUGCGGUCGGCUUUACCGGAACUAAUGCGUAACCGUGACCCUUUCGAGCCGAAAAUGGCCACCCUCAUGAGACUGGGCAGUGCGAUUCCACUGCCAGAGACAGAAACUUCGGACGGACCUCGUAUUAUACUUAUUAGACCUGGUGCAUACGAUCCUGAAAAAUUUUCGAUUCAGGAUGUAUUCAAAUUCAAUUGUAUGAUGGGUGAGGUUAUGAUGCGAGAAGACGACAAUGUGGGUAUUGCAGGACAAAUGGGAAUCAUUGAUUUGGCUAACACAACGAUGGCACACUUUUUACAAUUUAAUCCCACUUUUGUGAAGAAAGUUACAAUGUUGAGCCAAGAGGCUUCACCGCUACGCUUGAAGGGAUUCCACUAUAUAAAUACUCCAACAGGAUUUGAAACUGUGUAUAAUAUGUUCAAAGGAUUUAUGAACGAGAAAAAUCGAUCUCGUCUUCACGUACACGGAAGCAACAUGGAGGCAUUGUAUAAAUACGUUCCAAAGCGUCUACUUCCGGAAGAAUACGGAGGUGAUGCUGGUUCCGUUCAAAGCAUAGCGGAAAAGUGGGCUAAGAAAAUCGAAAGCUAUCGAGAUUAUUUUGUGGAAGAUGAACAAUACGGCACGGACGAGAAAAAGAGACCUGGAAAGCCGAGAAGUGCCGAUAAUCUAUUUGGAAUUGAUGGUUCCUUCCGAAAACUGGAAGUAGACUGA
Messenger RNA from Sabethes cyaneus, 933 nucleotides. Its product is annotated as retinol-binding protein pinta-like. Gene Ontology annotation, molecular function: phosphatidylinositol bisphosphate binding. NCBI's taxonomy places the organism in Eukaryota, Metazoa, Arthropoda, Insecta, Diptera, Culicidae. The transcript is spliced from 2 exons. The record is from RefSeq and is a predicted model, not a curated record. The coding region runs from base 1 to 933 and encodes 310 amino acids. Gene Ontology annotation, cellular component: membrane.